This is a messenger RNA of Podarcis muralis (Common wall lizard), 972 nucleotides long. NCBI's taxonomy places the organism in Eukaryota, Metazoa, Chordata, Lepidosauria, Squamata, Lacertidae. The record is from RefSeq and is a predicted model, not a curated record.
GUGAAGAAAUACAUUGAAGAGGAAAUGUCCAAGCUUCCUGAUAGGUUGUCAGUAACAUGGCCCGAUGGAGAUGAAUUAUUACCAAAUGAAACUAAGCUUGCAGGAGCUACCAUAGGAGCACUAAGAAUUGAAAUAUUGAAUAAAAAAGGAGAGGCUAUGCAAAAGCUUCCAGGGUCAGGUCAUGGAGCAGCGAAGAAAUUGCUUGUGGAACUUAAGGUCAUUUUUCAUUCCCAUAAUGGAGAUAAGGAAAUCAUUUCUCAUAUCAGUCAACAUGGGGGUAAAUGGCCUUACUGGUUCAAAAAAAUGGAAAACAUUACUAAACUUGGAUCCUACACAUUGAAACUGCAAGUGGUGUUGAAUGAAAGCAAUGCCGACACUUUUGCAGUAAGACCUCUUCCAUCAGAAACAUUUAAAUUUAAUAUAAUAGAGGGCAAGCCUCAGAAGUUUUCAAUAGGUCUUUUGGAUUCCCCAUUUCGAGUUGGGCAUCCAUUCAAUAUUCCUCUAGAUGUCCAGGAUGAAUUUGGUCAUGCUACUCAUCUGACGGAUGAUAUUGUGCCAAUUCUUGAGGCUAGUGGCUUAACAUUACAGUAUGAAGAAAUAGAUAAAGGACCAAAUUGUGCCAUUAAGGGUGUAACUGCUAAAGGCCUGGUAAACAAUUACCAGGGAAAGAACUUCAAUCUGAAAGUUACUCUUCCUGGCCUGAAGGAGGAAUGCCAAAUUUUGAAAAUUAAACUUCUUCCAGGUCCACCAUGGCAGCUAAAUGUCAAACCAGACACUGACACAUUGAAAAUUGAAAAUGGAACAGCAUUUCCUUUCCAGGUUGAAGUGCUGGAUGAAGUAGGCAACAUAACAGCACAACCAAAACUAAUAGUUCAUUGCAAGUUUUCAGGAGCUCCAGGCCUUCCUGUAUAUGCUGUGGAUUGCAGCAGUGGUGGGAUAAAUAUCUUAACUGGACCAGUUCCUACAUGUUAG